UCCACAUCCACACAUUGAGCAAAGUUUAUACCCGAAGAACCGAGAACCACACCAAAGGGUUGAGUUUUAGGAUACAAGAAUUUAGCCCGUAUUCCGUCCUUGUUUAAGCAGCUCUGGCUCUCUUUAAACGGCGCCUCCUGCAUGGGAUUCAUGCAGACGGGCAAAGUAAAAAGAUUCAGCAGGAGGUUUACUUAGUUUUGUAUGUAGGAGAGAAGAAGAGAUUCUGAAAUAGUGAGGCAAAUACAUACAUGUUACAUUACAUUACAUACACACAUUAAGAAGAAGAAGAACCCACCUACGGAACGUACAUAAUAAAAAAUAAGAAGAAGAAGAAGAAGACGUCUCUUCUCUCUUCUUUUGUGGUUUGGUAUUAACAUGGAAGGUCUGGAUUUAUUGUAAGAAAAGAGACGAGAUCUCUCUCAGACCAUAUUAAAAAAGUGUGGAUUGAAUUUUUAUUUGAAGAAUCCGUCCGUCGUGUCGGUGUAGAAAAAAAGUGGUGGUGGUGUGGUGGUAGUAGCGAACUGGUGAUGGGAUUGGUAUUAAAAAAUAAGUAAUACAAGCAGGUUGGUUGGUUAAAGAGUGAAAAUUCGGCUGGAAUUUUGAUAAGAAAUUUUGAAAUUUGAAAAAUAGAAGUGACUUUCUCUCCGCAUGCAUGCACUUGUUCUUCUCGUGGGGAGGGAGGCCGUAGGGAACUGUAGAAGUAGAUGAAUUGAAGGCGGUGGUGGGGUCACGAGGAUAAGAAAGAUAAGGCAGACUUAUCGGUGAUCGGUGACGAAGUUUGGGGAGCGAAAAACUUUCACCAUGACAUGACGCGAGAAAGUUUGCCUAGUGAAGAAGAAGAAGAAUCGAGUAGAGGAAAAAAAAUCUAUCAAUAAUUGAGGAUAACUAGCCGGGAAAAAUCAUAAUAUAAUUAUCGUUUACUUAUCUGCUGCAUUAAUUUGUUAACACUGUUGAUAAGGGAGGAAUAAUAUGUAUUAAGUGACCUUCUCUCCUUAAAAAAAGUUGUACGUGUUUACUUACCUGGAAUUAUUAAUUAUCCUUCGUUAUCAUCAUUCUCGUCACCUCCUUUUUUUCGUCUGUCUCUCUGUGUGCGUCACAUAACAAGACCGGAUUGAAAGCAAGCCACCCUAAAAAAAGCUGCAAUAAAAUAAUAAAUACGUCAAGUUUUCGGAAAUUGUGAAUAUCUAAAAAGUCCAUAGAGAUUUUUCCGGUUUGUUUAUUUUUUUCGGUGGAAAUUAUUAUAUUCCGAAACAGACUUUUGUCUUCUUCUGCUGUCCUGUUCCAUAAUAAUUAUGUAAAUUAGAAAUACGACAACGACGACCAAAUUAUUGGGAGUGGUUAUCGAUCGUAGACUUAUCCAGAAGAAAAAAAGACGACUCUCGGUGUGAACUUGCUGACCUCUCCUGCUGCUGCUGCUAACCGCUGCUGCUAAAUUACUGACCUUAUAAAAAUCUGCUGCCCUUUUGCCUUCAAUUUUUAUUAAGAAAAAAGUCAAGAAGAUAACAUUAAGUGUGACGAAGAAGAAGAAGAAGACGUAAUCAAAAUGACGAGUAAUCAAACCCAAAAGUUGUCUACGACGGAGCGUGUGAUUAAAAGCGUGCCCCUGCCCCCCUCGCACAAGUUGACGUUAGCGGAAGUGUUUGACUCUCGGACGGGGAAGCCUAAUCACGAGCGUUUGAAGCAGCACUUUAUCCAGGAGGGUCGAAUGGAGGAACCUGCCGCCCUCAAACUGAUCCACGACGGCUCCACACUCCUCCGCUCGGAAAGAACGAUGAUCGACAUCGAGGCCCCCGUCACAGUAUGUGGCGACAUUCACGGGCAGUUUUACGACCUUAUGAAGCUCUUCGAUGUGGGCGGGGACCCCGCAUCGACCAAGUACCUAUUCCUAGGCGACUAUGUCGAUAGAGGAUACUUUAGUAUAGAGUGUGUAUUGUAUUUAUGGUCGCUAAAGCUAACGUACCCCACGACGCUAUUUUUACUCCGAGGAAACCAUGAGUGUAGGCAUUUAACCGAGUACUUCACCUUCAAACAGGAAUGCAAGAUAAAGUAUUCGGAAAAGGUGUACGACGCGUGUAUGGAGGCGUUCGACUGUUUGCCUCUCGCAGCGCUGAUGAAUCAACAGUUUUUGUGCGUGCAUGGCGGCCUGUCGCCGGAAAUCCAUACGUUGGACGACAUCCGGCGGUUGGACAGGUUCAAGGAGCCGCCCGCCUUCGGACCGAUGUGCGACCUCCUCUGGUCCGAUCCGCUCGAGGAUUUCGGCAGUGAGAAGAAUACUUCGGAGCAUUUUACUCAUAACACGGUUCGUGGGUGCUCAUACUUCUAUAGCUAUGCAGCUUGCUGUGAUUUUUUACAAAACAAUAACCUCCUGUCCAUUAUAAGAGCUCACGAAGCACAGGAUGCAGGCUAUCGGAUGUACAGGAAAAGUCAGACGACCGGUUUCCCAUCGUUAAUAACCAUCUUUUCUGCACCGAACUAUCUUGAUGUGUAUAAUAACAAGGCUGCCGUAUUGAAAUAUGAGAACAACGUGAUGAACAUUCGCCAAUUUAAUUGUUCCCCGCAUCCGUACUGGCUCCCCAAUUUCAUGGAUGUCUUCACCUGGUCACUACCCUUCGUGGGAGAGAAAGUGACGGAAAUGUUGGUGAACGUAUUGAACAUUUGUUCCGACGACGAGUUGAUGACGGAGGGCGAGGAAGCGGACGACGGGCACUAUAUUCGACGACUGAGCGAAGCCAAAGAGCUGGCGGCUUCAGCUGCUGCACGGAAGGAGGUUAUCCGCAACAAGAUUAGAGCCAUUGGCAAAAUGGCACGUGUCUUCUCCGUCCUUAGGGAGGAGAGUGAAAGCGUCCUGCAGCUUAAGGGGCUCACUCCCACGGGGAAUUUACCCCUGGGUGCGUUGUCUGGGGGAAGGUCGACACUCCGGAAUGCUCUGCAAGGGUUUUCUGCAAACCACAAGAUAAUGUCGUUCGAGGAGGCGCGCGGACUGGACGCGAUAAACGAGCGAAUGCCCCCACGGAGCGAGGGUGGCUCGCCGGUGACGCCGAACGCGGGUCCGACCCCGGCCGGCGGGGCUGCCUCUGCAAAAGCUUCCACGUCAGGGAAACCGCCCGGAAAUGGGAAAACUGCCACGACGGCGACGCCCACUCCUCCAGCGGCCGCCGCCGCCGCAUCUGCGAACAACCAUCGAUAAGAUAAUCAAAUAUAUGCAAAUCAGUUGCUCCAGAAAAAACAAGACAGUCUUCUCCUCUUGAUGAAUUUCUAUACAUAAAUAAAUAAACUUCAGUCCUUCAAUCUCUCACUCUAAAUACUACUCACCACGAUUCUACUCUUUCCCUUCACUCACUUAAUGAAUAAAUAAAUGAAUGAACGAACGAGGUCACGAGGUCAUCAUCAUCAAUGUCACGUCAUAUGUCAUGUCUUUUAUGAAUAUUUCCCGAUAAUUGUUAAGCUAUUUAAAAAAAAGUAUGGAAAUGAUGAUGUGAUUAAGAUUUAGUGCGGAAUGAAAGUGGAUUCGGAUUGAGAUUGGAAUUUAAGAAAUUUUACAAUCAAAAUCGUAAAAGUCGAACCUUAAAAGUCAAGUGUACACAAAUUAUGUAGUGGGUAAAAUUUCUAGGCAUAGUUUUUAAGAAAUUAUGUAUGUUUGACUUGGUUUUGUUUUCAAAAAUGGAUAUAUAUAUUUCCUUGAAUUCUUGUGGGAGGGACUGGUUUCCUGAAAUACGAAGAAGAAAAAGAAGAAAAAUUGAAAAGUGUUUUUUGAAAAUGAUUCGUUGUCUUGUCCAAUUUUGAAAAAAAGCAGAUUUGUUCGUUUGUUUGUUUUUGUUUUUUUUGCAAAAACUGCACAGACAACGCUGGACCCUUGUCUUUUGCACGAUUUGCACACAAUAAUUAAUUAAUUAAUUCGUAAAUAUGUAAAUAUGCUACGACACGCCCAAAUUUAAGACUUUUAAGGAGGUUAAUUAAUUAUUCACUAAUUUUAAGGGGCUAUUGGAUAUAAAAAAAUUAUGCAAAUUGAAACUUAAAAUCGAAACCUUUCUCUUAAUUUCCUAAAAAAUGUGUGUCUUUUUUGUGAAUCAUUAAAUUAAGAAUUAAUUAAUUAAUUACGUAAUCACUUAAGAGUUAAGGACUGUUAAAAUCUAAUCAUUAUUAUGAAAAUGUCUCUCCGUGUGUGUAGUUGUAUAAAAAAAUGUGGUGGUAAUUUAAAUAUUUAAAUGAGUUAUCAAUUAAAUAAUUAUUAUGCAAAUUGUUCCAUGUAAAACUUGUAUAAAAAACUAGCUUGUAAAAUACAUAAGUCAGAGAGAUAUCAAAAGUCAAGAUUUUGUGGGGGGUGUGCGAAAAUUAUGCAAAAUUGAGAAUAAUAUGCAAAAAUUUAUGCUAGGUGUAGACCUAAAAAAUCUAGUAACACACUUUUUGCCAAAGAAUUUCUAGAAUUGGUGAUAAAGUAAGGAAAUUUUGAUGCUAAUUAUUAAUUAAUUACUUAUUAAUUACUAAAAAAAACACUUUAUCAUGGUCUCGAUUAUCAUCAUCUUGUCACUUAUGAAAAAAAUCCCGUUGAAUAAUUAAUACAGCUUGAAGAAAAAAUAAGUAAUCUUUGUUUGUUUGUUAUUAUUAUGAUUUGCGAAAUUUAUACAAUUAAAAAGUUUAAUUGAAAUUUGGGAAAGACAAUUUUUAAUUUGCGAAAAAAACAGUGAAUUUUUUUUAAAGUCUGGUCAGACACUUGAGAGUGAGAUCCAGUUUGAUAUUAUUUUAAUACGUGUCGCGUUAUAAGUUAACUAUUUAUUUAGAAAAAAAAUAAUUGCAUAAUUUCUGAAAGUAAAAUUGGCCAGGAUUUCUUCUUCCAGUUGUCCCUCGAUAUCGAUUUCUGCUACUAUAAAAGUUUGCUAUUUUUAGGAAAUAUUCAUGGAUUUGAAACUCAAAACUUUUUACUACACUGCAAAAGAUAUCAAUCAUUUUUAAAGAAGACAAUUAAAAAAUAGGGAAACUUUUUGACUUUAAAAAGCUCAUGGGAAAAUCGAGCUGUGUUGAAAAAAUUGCGAAUUUUUGUGCAGAAAUAAUAUCUCUGGAAUAUAUUUAGGUACACAGAAUUAUGCAAUUCUGUGCAAAAUUUCUGGGGACAAUUCUUCUUUGUGGGAAUUUUGUGCAAAAUUCUCCAUACGAUAUCUCUAGAGUAUACAGAAUUAUACAGUUCUGUGUAAAAUUUUUGGUGAGAAUUUUUCUGCAGAAAAGUGUGCGAAUUUUUUUCGCCAGUUCGAUUUUUUUCACGUGAGAAUUACAUACAUAGAUUUAGCAUAAUCAGCACAAGCCAUAAGCAGCCAAAUGAGAGAACCUUUUUAAAUUAUGUAGAGCCUUAAAUUAGAGCCUUAAUUGAUUUCCUUAUGAUCCAACCGAUUAUGCAACUCGCAAAGUAAUAUUUAAAGAAAAAAUAUCGAUACUUAAAAAAAUAGUUACUAAUUUGCUCGGAAACUUUUGAUAUGACCUGUUUAACUUGUUGUUUUUUCAUACUAAAAUAAUUUACGUUUCUUAAAAUAAUUAAUUACGUGCAGCUUUUUGAAUCUGAAAAAAUCUUCACUUUUUCUCUGGUCAAGAGUGCUUUAUUGAUACAUCAAACUAAUAAAAAACCGUAGCCUUUUUGCAUUUACAUACAUACAGGAAGGGAAAAUUCGAAAGUAAGUAAUUUAAAGUCAUAUUUAAACAAAAAAGUGAAAGUUACAUAUGCAAGUAAGGACUUAAAAAACUGUUUCUGUGAAGGACGAAAUGUUUGCAUACAACAUAAUUGUUUUAUUUAAACAGGUAAUUAAUUAAGGAUGCACAUACAUUUUACAUGAUUAAUUAGUAGGGUAAUUAUAAUUAAUUAGUUACUUAAGUAUUUAUUAAAGUCAUCCCUGAACUGAUAUUUGUAAGUACGUCAUCAUAAUCAUCAUCAUCGCUCUGUUGCCUAAUCAUCAUCAUGUCUAAAAGUGUAUGUAAAUUUAAUUAAUUAAUUCGGGUUGAUUAGUUUCUUCUUUUUUUAAUUGUAAUUGAAUCAAGUCAGUUUCUUUAUUUUUAAUUAAUUGGUUAAUUAAGGGUUUAUUUGAGGUUAUUAUAUUUUGGGGGAGAAGGCUCAGUUACAAAUUAAUAAUUAAUUUAGGUUGACCUGAAUUUGAUACAUUUAAGACUUUUAAUUAAUUGUUUUGAAUUAAUUAAUUAGUUUUUUUUGGAAAUUUAUCUAAUUUUUUGUUUGUUUGAACACCAGCUAACAAAAAAAGAUAAGCCAAUCAAUUAAUAAAUGAAGAAAAAGACUAGGGAUUAAAAAGAGUUAGUAGAAAGUGAUAAGAUAAGGUUUUAUUUAACGGAUAAGGUAAUUUUAUAAUAAGGUAAGAAUUAUAUACAAUCAGUGUUGAAGGAGUGGGGAAAAUUGUGGUGGGUGGGUGGGUAAUUUUUGGGAGAAAGAAAUUCGCGAAUUUGCAAAAAUUUCUGCAAAAAAGAAAUCGAGAUUUGUGAAGAAACCACCCCCACUUUUGAGCCACACACACUACAGCAAUCGCCCGGUGACUAGAUAAGGACGUGAUUUUUAAACGGUAUUAAAUUCGUUUUUCCAGUCGUAAAACCAAAAAUUUGGAGAUUUUUAUGAAAUCGAAAUUUCUCCAAUUUUUGGGAACGAAUUUGGGAAAGAAUUUAAUCGGCCCGUUUUUAAUCACCUUUUUAAAAUAAACGAUUAAAAACAGUCAGGUUUCUUCUUCUAUCGAACUUAUUAGUUUUGAAAGAAAAAAGAGAAAUUAAAUUGUAAGUUAAAAUUUAAUGAGGAAAUUAAAGAUGAUUUAAUUUAAUGCCACCUUUUUCUGAUCGCUCAUUAUAAUUAUAAUUACGGUAAUUAAUUAAUUAUCAGUUUUUCCUUUAUUCUUCAAAGCGAGUGCUAAAAAAUACAAAUAUUACGGAUUUUUGAUUGCAAAAAUGGAUUUGCGAAUAAUGAAUAAUGAUAAAGUUGCCAAUUUAUUUAACUGAUUAAAAUGAUCAUA
Folsomia candida is the source of this 6989-nucleotide messenger RNA. Its product is annotated as serine/threonine-protein phosphatase 2B catalytic subunit 2. Lineage: Eukaryota; Metazoa; Arthropoda; Collembola; Entomobryomorpha; Isotomidae. Gene Ontology annotation, biological process: calcineurin-mediated signaling. Gene Ontology annotation, cellular component: cytoplasm; calcineurin complex. The transcript is spliced from 15 exons. Gene Ontology annotation, molecular function: calmodulin binding; calmodulin-dependent protein phosphatase activity. Bases 1544 to 3187 code for a protein of 547 amino acids. The record is from RefSeq and is a predicted model, not a curated record.